This is a messenger RNA of Ictalurus furcatus (blue catfish), 2959 nucleotides long. It is a transcript of the gene mafaa, whose product is annotated as v-maf avian musculoaponeurotic fibrosarcoma oncogene homolog Aa. Gene Ontology annotation, cellular component: nucleus. Gene Ontology annotation, molecular function: RNA polymerase II cis-regulatory region sequence-specific DNA binding; DNA-binding transcription factor activity, RNA polymerase II-specific. The transcript is spliced from 2 exons. The coding region runs from base 1508 to 2674 and encodes 388 amino acids. Lineage: Eukaryota; Metazoa; Chordata; Actinopteri; Siluriformes; Ictaluridae. The record is from RefSeq and is a predicted model, not a curated record. Gene Ontology annotation, biological process: regulation of transcription by RNA polymerase II.
UUCUAUACAAUGUUAACUUUAGACAUUUUGAUGUCAUAACUUUUCCUAUUUGUCAUGUCAGAUCAUUUUUCACAUAACUUGUUCAGCAUGUGUAUUCAUUUGUUUGUUUGAGAAUUUUGAGCUCAGAUCUUUGAGGAAAAGUUAAGUAUGCUUAAUAUAGCAACCGAUAUUUGCACUCCGUGUUCCGUGUAAGAUCCAUGUUUUAUCAUGUAAUUUACUGUAUUCAUUAUCACAAUAAUGAAUCAUUAUAGCUCAUUCAUAUGCUAUGCAUUACGGUUCAUUAUUGUUUUAUCCAUAAACAUCAGUACAGAUUAAUCUCGACUAUGUUGCAUUCUUUUGGGUGUUCUUAUAUCAGGUUUUUUUUUUUUUUUUGAUGGAUCACCUCAGACACUCUGCCAUCAACCUGGUCCCUUCUCACGUUUCUCCAUUUUCUCAAACUAACGCUUCUUCCCUUAGACUCCGCUUUUCUGUAUGCUAAUUCACGCAGGUGUCGCUAGGGGGCGUGUCGAAGCUGGUCCUAUAGCGAGAGGGUCAAACGGGAAUAUGCAAAUAAACCUGGCGCUGCGUCUUCUCAUUGGUCCACGGAUGUUACGCGGAGUGGGAGGGGUUUAACCAUCCGGCUUUAUAAAUAAACUCAUGUGCCGCCUUCUCUCUGUGUACUUCAGUGACAUGGUGUGAAAUCGGUGGGACGGAGAGGAAGAAAGCGCUGAAAGAAAAGAGUAAGCUGUUUUCAGGGACCUACGGUUUGAUAUAUGUAAACAAAAAAACAAAAAAGUAUAUCAGAGCUAUCCUGACGGAGGAGAAGGUACUCAGGUAGCUCAGGAUAUCCGCUGACAGACUUUAGUACUCUUUCUUUUGGCUGUCCCAUCGCUGGAACUUACUGUGAUUUAUUUGUUUUUUUUAUUUUUAAAUGUGUUUUCUUGCUGUUUUUACUGACUUUCCUAAGCUAAUUAUUCCACUUAACUGGACUGAUUAAGUGGCUGAUGGUUCCCUCAAGUUGUCGGUGCUGCUUUUGGUGACUGUUCCACGAGAGUGAGGAAACUUUCAGCUCCUUGUCCCUGCGCGAGGACUACUGAGCACAGCUGGAGAAAAGGGAUAACCGCACGUGCGAAAAGAAUCAAACUUGAGCAAACCUCAGUGUUUUGGCAUUUUCUACAAUUAACGCUUCAUCUGCAGGCGCGUUUAGAGAACUUGAAGAAAAGGCGUGGACAAGGCAGUUCUGAAGUGUCGGGUUCCUGUUCGUGCAUUUGACCCGAGUGAAGUUGUCAACAAGAGGAGCGCAGAGACGACCUGGCAGGUGUACAAGUGAGUUUACACGUGUGGUGUAAGUCUAGUCCUGCUGCUAUAAAUAGACGCUGUUUUACGCACUAAAAUCAGACAGGCAGCAGCUGUAGAGUUGUGCGUGAAACGCGUCACCCUUCCUGUACCGUCUUCACAGGACAGGACAGAGCCUCUCACUCCCACUCGCUUUGGCUCUGAGGCUGCACGUGUCCUCGCAUGGACUGACAUGGCCACGGACCUCGCCAUGAGCGCUGACCUGCCCAACAGUCCCCUGGCCAUCGAGUACGUGAAUGACUUCGACCUCAUGAAGUUUGAGGUUAAAAAAGAGCCGCCCGAGGCCGAGCGUUACUGCCACCGCUUACCACCGGGUUCUCUGUCCUCCACGCCGAUCAGCACGCCGUGCUCCUCCGUGCCUUCCUCGCCAAGUUUUUGCGCACCGAGUCCCGGCGCACAGCCCAUCCAGAACCUCGGAGUUACCAACAACAACAACAACAAUAACAGCAACAAUGGUGGAAACAACAGCAACAACAGUACUCAAGGCGCCACGGGCAAGCCCCAGCUGGAGGACUUCUACUGGAUCCCUAACUACCAGCACCACAUCAGCCCCGAGGCGUUAAACCUGACCCCUGAGGACGCAGUAGAGGCGCUCAUUGGCAAUGCGCACCACCACCAUCAUCACCAUCACCACCAGCCCUACGACACGUUCCGCGGGCAGCAGUACGUCGGCGAGGACCUGACGACCUCCUCAAACGGCUACCACCACGCAGCGCACGCCCACCACGCGCACCACCACCAUCACGGCCACCACACGCACGCGCGCCUCGAAGACCGCUUCUCGGACGAGCAGCUCGUCAGCAUGACGGUGCGUGAGUUAAACCGGCAGUUGCGCGGCUUCAGCAAGGAGGAGGUGAUCCGCCUGAAGCAGAAGCGGCGCACCCUGAAGAACCGCGGCUACGCGCAGUCGUGUCGCUACAAGCGCGUGCAGCAGCGGCACAUGCUCGAGACGGAGAAGUGCACGCUGCAGAACCAGGUGGAGCAGCUCAAGCAGGACGUCGCGCGCCUGGCCAAAGAGAGGGACAUGUACAAAGAAAAGUACGAGAAGCUCGCAGGCCGCACCUUCAACGGCGGCGGCAGCAACACCAACCGGGACCCGUCCACCGGCAAUCACGGCAAAGCCUCAUCGGCGGAUUUCUUCAUAUUUAGUUCCCUGUUUCCUGUUAUAAUGACUUCCACUCUUCUGGGAAAGCUUUCCACUAGAUCUUGGAGCUUGGCUGUGGGGAUUUGUGCUCAUUCAGUCACAAGAACAUUAGUGAGAUCAGGCACUGAUGUCUGCGAGGAGGCCUGGGGUGCAGUCAGCGAUCCAGUUCAUCCCAAAGGUAUUCACUGUGGAUGAGGUCAGGGCUCUGUGCAAGGACACUCCAGAUCUUCUACUACAACCUUGGCAAACCAUGUCUUCAUGGACCUCGCUUUGUGCACAGGUGCAUUGUCAUUGUGGAACAAAUUUGGGCUUUAGCUCUUAGUUCUUAGGAAAUUGUAAUGCUACUGCAUAGAAAUACAUCCUGUACAAUGUGGCAACAGUUUGGGAAAGAACCACAUAUGGGUGUGAUGGGCAGGUGUCCACAAACUUUUGGUCAUGUAAUGUAUUUUGGGACAAUUUAGAAAUUUUAGUCUAAAUUAC